AUGCUCAUCAUCUCGUCUCGCAGCGCGCUGCUGUCCGUCUACUACCCGCAGAUCUUCCUCAUCCUCACCAGCGGUAGCUACCUGACGUUAUCAUCCGUGGUCGCGCUGGGCGCCAACAUCAUCUGCAACAAGAUACCGGGCCUGGCGCCGCGCCAACGGGCCCUCUGCCAGAGCCGCCCGGACGCCAUCAUCGUCAUCGGCGAGGGCGCCCAGCUGGGCAUCAACGAGUGUCAGUACCAGUUCCGCUACGGGCGCUGGAACUGCUCGGCCCUGGGCGAGAGGACGGUCUUCGGACAAGAGCUGAGAGUAGGCAGCCGGGAAGCGGCUUUCACUUACGCCAUCACGGCUGCCGGCGUGGCCCACGCGGUGACCACGGCGUGUAGCCAGGGCAACCUGAGCCAAUGCGGCUGCGACCGUGAGAAGCAGGGCUACCACGACCGGGAGGAGGGCUGGAAGUGGGGCGGUUGCUCGGCCGACGUCAAGUACGGCGUGGAGUUCUCGCGGCGCUUCGUGGACGCCCGUGAGAUCAAGAAGAACGCCCGGCGCCUCAUGAACCUGCACAACAACGAGGCAGGGCGGAAGAUCCUCGAAGAGAGGAUGAAGCUGGAGUGCAAGUGCCACGGCGUUUCCGGUUCCUGCACCACAAAGACCUGCUGGAUCACCCUGCCGAAGUUCAGAGAGAUCGGUUACCUGCUCAAGGAACGCUACGGCACCGCGGUCCAAGUCGAGCCGGUCCACGCAUCCCGCCUCCGCCAGCCUUCCUUUCUCCGGCUCAAAGAAGGCCAGGGCUACCAGAAGCCUACCGACACCGACCUGGUGUAUCUGGAGCGCUCGCCCAACUACUGCGAGGAGGACAGGGCCACGGGGAGCACGGGGACGCGGGGCAGACUCUGCAACGGGACGUCCUCGCACACGGACGGGUGCAACGUCAUGUGCUGCGGCCGGGGCUACGACACGCACCACUACACGCGGGUCUGGCAGUGCAACUGCAAGUUCCACUGGUGCUGCGUCGUCAGGUGCAACACCUGCAGUGAGAAAUCCGAAGUUUUUACCUGCAAGUAAAAAGGUGUUAAUGGAAAGAGUCAGGGGAUUUAUUCAAAGUAUUUAUUCAAACAUUUUGCACAAUUUUGACAUCCUUCAGGAGAGGAGGUGUAAACCUCACUUUCCACGCUGGUAUGAAAAUAACCUGCCAGAGAAAGGAUAAGUUACGGAAAGGCUUUACAUCUUGACAAAGUUGAAACCGACAAUACAGAAAAGAUGUCUAAAAAUAUGUAUCGAUGGGAUUUCGAGGGGGACACUGGGAACACGCUUAACUGGAAAUGCUGCAGUUCAAAUUGAGGUGGGGGGGGGAGACACACACCGAUGGCUAAAAAGCAGGAACAAGACUGUAAACCACACUGUAUUCUGUUUGAACACUGAAAUUAAAAGUAAAAUAAUUUAUGUUACGCUUUGUUUGCAUAACUCUAGAGGAUGGAAAUGACAGCGACUCACCACGCUUUUUGCUUCUCUUUUUUUGAGCUACUGCUGCAAACUGGACUUCUGCGGCGUCUUCGGUGUCGAUGAAAUAUUCAGCCAACUCCUGUCCUUGGUCACCACGAUCAGUAAUCUUCACGUCACGUUUAAAGCUAUUGAUUAAGCACGGGGUCGGGGGUCUUUUCUCCAGCUCGCUCUAUUUUUAGCAUCCAACCACGUGUGUGUGUGUGUGUGUGCGUGUGUUUGUGUGAACAGCACUUUCCAUCUCGACUGUGUUCAUUGUUUUGUUUUCGUACGGCUGAGAAAAGCACGCAAGGCCCGCCGGAACGCCACCGGGGCGGCGCGGCCAGGUCGGGCUUACGGCGGACAUUCCCAUGAAUGGCUCCCACCCGGAAUUCCACGCUUCCAGCGCCGUUUAAGCCCGCCUGGGUGGAUGGCAUGUGAUUUAACCACACAGACCAAAGGCUGGGGGGGUUGGGGGGGGGUGAACCACUCAAAAGGGCCUUGCAGCUAUUUUUGGCCCAUCACCCAUCAUGUGUUAAAUAAUGUUUAUUUAGGCUUUAUAUAACGGACAAAACCAUUUGAAGAGUAUAUUUUUAUAUGAGGAACGUGGCACUUUAUGUCAUUUAUAAAUGGAAAGGACGUCGCCAUUGAAUAAGUGUUUAGUAAAAAAAAAAAA
Molecule: messenger RNA, 2152 nt
Organism: Syngnathoides biaculeatus (alligator pipefish)
Lineage: Eukaryota; Metazoa; Chordata; Actinopteri; Syngnathiformes; Syngnathidae
Product: protein Wnt-7b-like
Exons: 4
Coding region: 1-1062 (353 amino acids)
Biological process (GO): neuron differentiation; cell fate commitment; positive regulation of JNK cascade
Cellular component (GO): extracellular region
Molecular function (GO): frizzled binding; cytokine activity
Source: RefSeq, a predicted model, not a curated record